This is a messenger RNA of Necator americanus (New World hookworm), 396 nucleotides long. RefSeq lists its product as uncharacterized. The record is from RefSeq and is a predicted model, not a curated record. Bases 1 to 396 code for a protein of 131 amino acids. NCBI's taxonomy places the organism in Eukaryota, Metazoa, Nematoda, Chromadorea, Rhabditida, Ancylostomatidae. The transcript has a single exon.
AUGCUCCAUUUACGCUCAACGGAAUAUCCGAUUGUACUUGCUACGGAAAUGAGCAUGAUGCACGACCUGACCCCCAAGCUGGGCAGAAAGAGACGAGCGGCAUGGGGAGCGCACAAGAGCAUCGAGGAUGUAGUGGAGAAGAUCAGGAACACCCAGCUGCGUGCUCACUUCUUUAACAUCACCGUACUUCCCGCUUUGACAUAUGCUUCAGAAACCUGGGCACUUAGCAAGCAGGAAGAAAAUGCGGUGAGUGUCACUGAAUGCGCAGUUGAAAGAGUGAUGACAGGAGUAUCCCGCUGCACACAAUUGAGAGACGAUUCGAAGUUCUCUCCUACGUCAUUGUGUCGUCGUGAUCGAAGAUUAGAAGCCCCGCGUUUCCUAAGGAAUUCAAAAUAA